Molecule: messenger RNA, 1634 nt
Organism: Apis mellifera (honey bee)
Lineage: Eukaryota; Metazoa; Arthropoda; Insecta; Hymenoptera; Apidae
Gene: Rpn2
Product: 26S proteasome non-ATPase regulatory subunit 1-like
Biological process (GO): proteasome-mediated ubiquitin-dependent protein catabolic process
Cellular component (GO): nucleus; proteasome regulatory particle, base subcomplex; proteasome storage granule
Source: RefSeq, marked validated
GAGAUGGAAGCAGAGGCACAGACAGUGAUACGAAUGGAUCGAUAUGCCUUUGGAGGAUUGUAUCAGUGUACCUGAUAAUACACUAACCUCCCGAAGAUGGGCCCUGCGGGCCACCCAGCCAUCCGGAGGACCAACCAGUAGUUCCUCCUAUAUUCUGUUGCUGUUUCGCCAGCAAUCUCACUGUCAACGCGUACGUAAGCAGCAUCACGCCCAACGAACACCAGAACAAUGUCCAAGCGUGGUCUCACUGUUGGCAGAGAGCUACAAUCCUCACGUAAGGUAUGGAGCAGCUAUGGCUCUGGGAAUCGCUUGUGCUGGCACCGGUCUGAAGGAAGCCAUAGCCCUAUUAGACCCAAUGACGAACGAUUCGGUGAAUUUCGUCCGCCAAGGUGCUCUGAUCGCCUCUGCGAUGAUCCUGAUUCAACAAACGGAGGCCACCUGUCCUCGUGUCAAAGAUUUCAGAGCGUUAUACGCGAAGGUGGUGGUGGACAAGCACGAGGAUGUAAUGGCGAAGUUUGGCGCCAUUUUGGCGCAAGGGAUCAUCGAUGCCGGUGGACGUAACGUGACAGUGUCACUGCAAUCGAGGACAGGCCACACGAACAUGCUCGCAGUAGUCGGUGCACUAGUAUUCACUCAGUAUUGGUAUUGGUUCCCAUUGGCCCAUUGCUUGGCACUUGCCUUCACCCCGACUUGUCUGAUCGCUCUGAACGCCCAGCUAAAAAUGCCGAAGCUAGAAUUCCGUUCGAACGCCAGGCCAAGCGUCUAUGCCUAUCCUGCACCCCUGGAGGAGAAGAAACGCGAGGAAAGGGAGAAAAUCACCACCGCGGUUCUCAGUAUCGCCGCCAGGGCGCGUAGACGCGAAUCUGAAAGGCGUGCACGUGAUUCUCACGAGAAGAUGGAUGUGGAUCCGCCGGAGACGGUGAAGGAGCCGGUCGAGGCGGCGGCCAAGGAGAAAGAGGAGAAGAAGAAGGAGAAGGAAACUAAAGAGGUGAAAGAAACGAAGGUGGAGAAGGUGGAGAAGAAGGGCAAGGAGGAGGGCGAGAAAACUACGGAGAAGGAGAAGAAGGAGGCCGAGCCCAAUUUCGAGAUCCUUCAGAAUCCUGCUCGUGUGCUGAGACAGCAACUGAAGGUGAUACAAUUGGUGGAAGGAAGCCAUUAUGUGCCCGUCAAGGAUAUUCAGAUCGGGGGUAUCGUGAUGGUGAAGCACAUCCAAUCGGAUACCGAAGAGGAAUUGGUGGAACCAGUGGCCGCUUACGGUCCUCAUCCGGAAGAGGAACAAGAAGCGGAACCACCAGAACCAUUCGAGUACACCGAGGAUUAAACGAGAGAAACGUCGCAAGAAAAACUUUACUGUGUGACCGCCAACGUCGCAAUGCAAAAUCAUUUGUUCACGCAUACACACUUAAAAUAAUUCAGUAGAAACGACAUGAAAAAAAAAAAAAAAGAAAAAAGAAAAAAAAAAGAAAAAUCAUCCGUCAUUUCCGUUUCGUGUAACGCUUACAGCGAUACUUCCUGUCUUAUUUUUAUAUAAUUAAUUCUUCGCCACUAAGUGGCUGUUUCUCGAUAUUGUUUAUUAUCUAAAUAAUGUGCUCUGUUUCUUAAUUAUUAAAAAAUAUAUAUAUAAUUUGCUCUGA